AUGGUGCAGAAUCCAAUAUCCAGCCUCUCUACUAACAGGAGGUAUCUCUCGGCUUGCAUCGUCGGGGCAACCAUCCUCCUGGUUAUCACCGCGCUGCGCGUAUCCAGUGAUGACGACCCAGCGGUGCUGAAAUCAUCGACAAGAUGGAACAGCGCCGCGAUUCCAGACGAACCGGGACAUGCGAUGUCGUCCACCCACCGAGGCAAGAAGGACGACCGGCCUACCUUCGCCGACUUGGCCGCCAACUCUGGUACGGAUAAGGUGACGACGCACAACUACGGGCUUCUUUACGACAAGCAUCUCCCUGCUUUCCGCGAUUUGCCGGUCAAGAUACUGGAAAUUGGCCUGGGUUGCGGCUUGCCAUACGCCCCCGGUGCUUCUUAUGAUACCUGGAUUCAAUACUUCGCGAACCUUGAGCUCAAUAUCAUCGAACAAGACCAGGCAUGCGGCAAGGUCUGGGCGACCCAAAAUCCAAAAGCAAAAGUCUUCUUUGGCGACCCUGCCUCGGCAGAAUUCCUCCACGAUACAGGUGACAAGAUCACCUCCGACCGCCUCUUGGACAUAGUCAUCGAUGACGGCGGUCACACAAUGACCCAACAGGAGGUUAGCCUCAAAGAACUUUGGAAAUAUGUUCGUCCCGGUGGCAUCUAUAUCGCCGAAGACUUGCAUACCAGUUUUCUAUCUUCCCAUGACGGUGACCCAACCAGGCUGAAUACAACAAGACGUACCUUUAUGCGCUUCGUCUACGAGCUCAUGGACGACUACAUCAGUGUUCCCGCAUUGCCCAAUGAGUUACAGUUGCAAACGAGCGGCCAGAAGUACACGUUUUCUCAUGAGGUCUCGAGUAUCGAGUGCAUGGAGGCAAUGUGUGUCUUCAUGAAGAAGGAUGUCGGGGCUCGGUGA
This is a messenger RNA of Colletotrichum karsti, 903 nucleotides long. RefSeq names its product hard-surface induced protein 5. The record is from RefSeq and is a predicted model, not a curated record. The transcript has 3 exons. Bases 1 to 903 code for a protein of 300 amino acids. NCBI's taxonomy places the organism in Eukaryota, Fungi, Ascomycota, Sordariomycetes, Glomerellales, Glomerellaceae.